Molecule: messenger RNA, 1577 nt
Organism: Diorhabda sublineata
Lineage: Eukaryota; Metazoa; Arthropoda; Insecta; Coleoptera; Chrysomelidae
Product: KICSTOR complex protein ITFG2-like
Exons: 8
Coding region: 1-1488 (495 amino acids)
Biological process (GO): regulation of TOR signaling
Cellular component (GO): KICSTOR complex
Source: RefSeq, a predicted model, not a curated record
AUGAGAGCUGUUACAUUUAUAAAGAGAAUAGAAUUUGAAUUUACUGGCAAUAUAGCAAGGAAAGCUUUGACUUUAGGAGAUAUUGAUAAUGAUGGAUAUAAUGAAUUAAUUGUAGGAAAUCAAAAUGGUGUUGUAUCAAUAUUUAAAGGUGAAGAAAAAAUACAAACUAUUUCUAAACUGAAUUUCAUAAGUUGUGUAGCUGUUGGAGAUAUUAUGAAUCAGAAUCAAAAUGUAUUGAUAAUUAUAACUGCUGAUGGUUGGUGUUACCUAUACGCUUAUCCAGAAACAUCAUCAAAUAAUACGGACCAAGCAGUAGAAGAAGUCGAUGGUCCACUUCAGUCUUUAUCUGUAUCUGAGGGUACUGAAGCUUUUAGAAAUGUUUAUGUGUCUUCUACUCCAUCACCGGCCUAUAAAAAGGAGAAGGCUGAACUUAUUUGUAUCCAUGAACAAAGGAUUCCUGCGAAUACAAAGGAUAUAGUAAUUGGAGAUAUUGAUGGUGAUGGUAAUGUGGAGAUGGUGCUAGGACUCACUGAUCGCGUUGUUAGAUCUUACAAAUGGAUCUCAAAUCAAAAUUUGUCGCCACUAAAUAUAAGUGGAAUAACUGGUCAAUUCGAUCCUUCUCAUAAAAUAUUAGGAAAAUUUGUGGCGGUGAAUAAAUGGGAGUGCGCCAAUCAAAUAGGGUCCAUAACUUUACACCAUGCGUUAGAUGGAACACCAUCAAUACUAAUUGCUCAACCAGGAGGAACUUUCAUGAGAAUCAAAUGUCAGUUCGAUGAUAUAACAGCGGAAGAAUGUUUGGAAAGUUCAAUUCGUAGUAAUUCGAGCAGCAGUUCUACUACCGAAAAUAUUUCUAGUUCCAUUGAUUAUCAAUUUCUUGGAAUAUCUCGGAUGCGAAAUCAAAAUAUAUCCACUGAAAUUCUGGGAGAUCUUCAAUGUUCCCAGUAUAAUAAUGUCGAAAAUUUUGAGACAUCCCAGGAAGGUUCUACUGCCAAAGGAAAACCUUACGCUUUAGCAACUCUCGAUGGCACCAUUAUGCUGGUUCAAGAUGAAGUAAUUCUAUGGGCGAUAGCAGUGGACCAUCAACUUUUCGCUUUAACAAAAUUAGACGUAACAGGAAAUGGAUCGGAUGAUAUAGUUGCUUGUUCUUGGGACGGUGAAACGUACAUACUAGACCAAGCGAAAAAUUCCGUUAGGUUUCAUUUAGGUGAAGCUGUACAAGCUUUCCAUAGCGGAUACUAUAAUAUUACUCUAAAUGCGCCCGAUGUUACUUGCUUUGUUUAUGUAAAUUUCAAAAAUACUGUUAUCAUCUAUUACGAUCUCCCGAUUAAAGAACUUACUUGUACAACAUUUGUACCGGAUCUUGUUAAAAUGAGUGAAAUUUUCAGAAGAGAUGACCAAAACCCGGAAGAAGCUUUGGAAAUUGUUGAAAAUUUUGAUAGGAAACAACGAAGAGAACUUGUAGAAUAUCUUUUAUACAAUGUAAAUUGAAAAAAAAAAUGUUUUUAAUAUUAAAAGGAAUCAAGUAAAUUAGUUUGCAGAAAAAACUGUCAUUGUAAAUAAAUUAUUACAUUAUAACA